Molecule: messenger RNA, 1467 nt
Organism: Gigantopelta aegis
Lineage: Eukaryota; Metazoa; Mollusca; Gastropoda; Neomphalida; Peltospiridae
Product: dopamine beta-hydroxylase-like
Exons: 10
Coding region: 196-1449 (417 amino acids)
Molecular function (GO): dopamine beta-monooxygenase activity; copper ion binding
Source: RefSeq, a predicted model, not a curated record
UUCAUUAACAGCUGUGACUGCUGAGAUGUGUGGUAAAUCAGACCACAGUUAUUGUAGUUUAAUUACAGCAUGGUGCAUGAAAUCGUCAACACGUGAAUACAAAAACACUAGACACACUGGGCACGCUGAUCUAUUAAGAACAGAUUCUAAACAAACUGCUCCAUAGAUAGGACGAUUACAACAAGUCUGAACAAGAUGAGUGUCUGGAUUCUGUGGUUAUUUAUAGUAAUCACGCAACAAGCAACUGACGUCACCAAGACAUGCGACCUGUCACACAUAGCGGAUGUUCAGAGCUUUGACGUCAGACUUCCGGUUAUGACAGUUCCGUCAGAUACGACAACUUACGUCUGUCAGCAGUUCCAGGUUCCCGAUGACAACGUGUACCACGCCGUGGCCUUUGAACCCGUCAUCGACAACAGUGACGUCAUGCAUCACAUGCUGCUGUUUGGGUGCGAAAGCUACAUUGGUGAUAUGAGUCCGCACAGAUGUGGUGUCACAGAUCAGAGAUGCGCGUCCUGGCUCGCGCAGUGGACGCUGGGAUUGAAAGGCGACGUCUGCGCAUAUCGUCAAACAGGGAUCCGAUUCGGAAAAAACUCCUUCAGAUUCUUCGCACUGCAGAUUCAUUGGAAUAAUGCUAACCAUAUUCAAAACUCAACAGAUAGUUCCGGGAUGCGGAUUUUCUACACCAAGCGCUUGCGUCAGUUUGAUGCAGGCAACGUACAGAUAGGCCAGAAUGAUUUGGAAAUUCCUCCCGGAAGUGCGCACCACAGCGAAGUCGGCGGCUGUUCUGGCCGGUGCACGAAAAAACUACUGCCCCACCCGAUAUAUUUAACACGAACGUACAUACACAUGCAUUAUCUAGGUUCCAGCGGUAAACUAGAGCUGUAUCGACACGGGAGGCUUGUAAGUGACGUGGCCACAGACGCGCCGUAUGUAUACAGUCAGUCACCCAUACACAACCACCAACCACCUGUUCUAGUGCUGCCAGGCGAUGAGCUACGACUGACGUGUGUCUUUGACACUAAAACUGGCGACAAGUAUCGAACGAAACCAGUCUAUUUCGGCGAGGGUUCAAAUGCUGAAAUGUGCUACGCCUUCGUCACGUAUUACCCACGUGUUCAGUAUUUCGACCAAUGCAUACAGUUUGCAGAGUAUGACAUUUGUCAUUCGGGCGGUCGCUAUGGAAACUGCAGCUUCGGAGAAUUCAACUCUUUAGCUAGAAAAAGCUUCAUACCAAAUGUCACCAAGUUCUGUUCAACCAAGACGGAAAGAACGCAAACAACUUGUACUCCCGAAUGUGCGCAAGCAAUUAAAACCUUUAAAUCUCACGCGUGCAUGCAGGGUCGUCUGGGGACUUACGCUCAGAGAGUUGUGUUGUCCACAAUACAGAGGUGGCCGUCAGUGAAGAACGUCAUGUUCAGCAAUAACACCGACUGUUACAUGCGAUAAUAAAUAAGGUUUCCUAUA